Molecule: messenger RNA, 2233 nt
Organism: Cherax quadricarinatus
Lineage: Eukaryota; Metazoa; Arthropoda; Malacostraca; Decapoda; Parastacidae
Source: RefSeq, a predicted model, not a curated record
AUGGCAACAGCGGCGACGCCGCCACCCGCGGCCGACUUGUUAAAAAAAAAAAAUGUUAAUUUUGUUCAAACAUUUCUCUAUGAUGUUUGUAUUGCAGAUGUUGCUGAAAAAUUAAUUUCAACUGGGUGGGUACCUGGCAUUUUAUCUGGGAGUCAUCAAAUUUAUACAGCGAUGUAUAUACCUAGUAUAUAUUCAAGAACACAGAAUGAGUGGGUAGACAAUUUCUUGAAGCAAAAUGGCUAUCUAGAGUUUGAGGCACUGCGUCGGCUAGACAUAAGCGAUCCAGAGGCACAUAUCCGGCGGCACUACAAGAAUGAAGAUUUGACCUUUGUGGGUGAUGUGUGUGUGGGGCCGAAUCUCAUUGACCAGAUUGAUGCUGCUAUCGAUGAUGCAUUGAUGUCUGGGGGCUGGGUAGAUAUCUAUCCAUUGUUGCCUACGGUAUUCAGCCCAGAGGAGGGGAAUCAACUGGUGGAUGUUGCCCUAAAACGCCGCCAGGAUAAGAAAUCCACAGCAACUGCGAGAGUCUUCUGUGACACAGUUGUUAUAAGUGACCAGCUCCUGAUGAAACUGUCUAACCACCUACAAGAGUUCAUGCCAAAGAAAGCCAAAGAAGCCGUUGAGAAGGGCGCCUUCAAACAGCAGGUUGGAACUGGGAAACUGAAACAGCAUGAUGAAGACAUGAAUAAGAGUAAAAAAGAUGACAGACGAAAGAAGGCAGCAACUGGCAAAGCAGGAGGUGGAACCCAGGGUCGUGAGACUAAGACUAAAGCUACCAAGAAUAAAUAUAAAGGAAGGAAGGGACCUGCACAGGACUCUGACUCUGAUGAUGAUACCACCACUCACCAGUCUUCCGGGCGUGAUGGCAAAGUCUUACAAGUAGAGUUCCUUUCCAUAGAAGAUUUGCAAACUGAAAUUUCAAACUUUUCUGAAUUAAUAGACUGUCCUGAGGAACUUGUGGAAGAGUUAGCAAAUUACUUGCAUCGUCCUUUAACUAAACAGUUCCAGGAUGUUGCUAGAACCAUCUUCUUGGCCAGUGUAGCAGUUGGAGGCGAUGCACGAAGAAAGACCCACCAGCAGCUGCAGGAGAAAGUGUUGGCUUUGCUCACUGCAAUCAAACUGGCAGAGAAGAGUGUUAAGGUGUUUGAUGAAGAGAAGCAGGUGCAGUUGAGGAAGUAUCUGCUGAAGACUCAAUGCUCGGAGCUCAUGAAUGAGUUGGUGCUUUACCUUGCUGAUGAUAGUCUCAUAGACAUAACCCGGGAAAAGGAAGUCACUCCUGAGAUUCGUCUAAAGAUCAUCAAAAAGUUAUCAGAAGAGAUGACUGUGCCACUGCUAAAUGUCCACAAGGCACUAAGUGGCUCCAGCUUGGAAGAAUUCUUUGAUGUAGUGGAUGAUGCAAUUGCAGUCACAGGCGUAAUGCUGAAGAAGAAAGACAACAAAAAAGACAGGUAAUAAUAAUGAUGUCAGCUUCUAGUACAUAUUUAGUUCUAGUAAGAAAUCGUGAAUAACUCUUGGUUUAACCUGACUUGAGUAAUUCAUUGUAAUGCAAAUUGGGUAGGGUCUUAUUUUAUUAUUUUAACACUUUAAAAUACAUCUCACUAAGUAGUAAGUUGGUAGACAGCAACCACCCAGGAAGGUACUAACGACCUGACAGGUGAGUGUGCAACGGAAGCCUGUAAUUGUUUUACAUGAUGGUAGGAUUGCUGUUGUCUUUUUUCUGUCUCAUAAACAUGCAAGGUCUCAGAUAUGCCUUGCUACUUCUACUUAAACUUAGGUCACACUAAACAUGCAUUAUUUUUUUUAACGUAAACCGUUUCCUACCGAGGCAGGGUGACCCAAAAAGAAAGAAAAAUCCAAAAAGAAAGAAAAAACUUUCAUCAUCAUUCAACACUUUCACCAUCACUCAUACAUAAUCACUGUAUUUGCAGAGAUGCUCAGAUACAACAGCUUAGAUGUUCCUCCAAACUGCCAGUAUCCCAAACCCCUCCUUUAACCCUUUGAGGGUCGACAGGCCCUCUCCGAAACUCGUUCUCAGGGUCGGCCAAAUUUAAAAAAAAAAAUUAUUUUCUCUUAUGAAAAGAUAGAGAAUCUUUUCCCGAUCAUAAAGACACCAAAAGUUUGAAAUUUGAUAGAAAACUUACGGAAUUAUGCUUUCGCAAAGUUAGCGGUCUCGGCGAUGUUUACGCAUCGGCGAUUUUGCCCACUUUGAGCCCCAUUUUCGGCCAAUUUCACUGUA